Molecule: messenger RNA, 4770 nt
Organism: Monomorium pharaonis (pharaoh ant)
Lineage: Eukaryota; Metazoa; Arthropoda; Insecta; Hymenoptera; Formicidae
Product: armadillo segment polarity protein
Exons: 10
Coding region: 1187-3634 (815 amino acids)
Biological process (GO): cell adhesion; positive regulation of transcription by RNA polymerase II
Cellular component (GO): adherens junction; catenin complex
Molecular function (GO): alpha-catenin binding; transcription coactivator activity; protein phosphatase binding
Source: RefSeq, a predicted model, not a curated record
UUGGGUGUGUCGAGAGGUGCCUGUUACUCUCGCACGCACACAUACGCGCGCGUACAGAUACGAUCCGCGAUGGUGCUUCCGGCCGGAGAGCGUCUCGGAAUUCGCCGCUACUCCAGUUACUUCCCCCUUCCCUCCUCGCCCGAGAAAGAAAAACGGAGAGGCUGCACGCACGUUGCGAACGUCGCUGCCUCUCGGCGGCGAGCACGAAGGACCGAAAGAUCGCCAGUGCCGUUUAAUUCCUUCGCCCCGACGAAUCUAUUCGCUCUAUUUUCGAUCCGUGACUCUUGACAUCUCGUAUCGACGGAGCGGCGCGUCAAAGGGAAUCCGUCGUCCGCAGGCUCCCGAGUCGAUCGCUACUUGCGAACAUGCGCGUCGAGCACGUCCGACAUUUCGGCGACGUGGGUCCUUUCCGGUUUGGGCGAAACGAAAGAAAAGAAAUCCCUUUUAUCUCGACACAAUGAUUUCUCUCUCUCCGUCGUGCACGUACGUGUAUGCGCGCGCGUGUGCAUACACGCAUACACGCAUGCCAGAGUUGCCUUUCCCUUCGCCUCUUCCUCCCUCGCGUCUUUCUUUCCACUUCUCCCUUCCUCCUUGCGUGGCCUUUCUCGCCGCUGAUUGUUAGGAAACGGUGACACAUCGCAUUCGCGAGGAAUCCUCUCCUCGUUAUGUCACGCGGCCGAUAUGCGCGGCCUCCUCCUACGUCCUACCCUGGAUUCCGCCGUCGCGGCACCCUCGUCCCCCGCGACUACACCCGACGACGCGCGGGUGCAACGGCACGACGACACGACGCAUAUUCGAUCGCGAACUCCCACAAGCCUGCUGAAGCUGUGCGACGCGCGAGAGAGCGAGACAGAGAGAGAGAAAAAGGAGGGGAGAGUAGAACGAAGGGAGAGAAAGAGAGAGAGAGAAGUGGAGGGAGGGAGAAAGGGAUCCUUCGAUCGCGCCCACAUUCCGUGCGGGAGCAUCUUUCCCCGUCGCAGCGGGAUGCACUGACCUGCCGCUGUAUCGUCGUUGUAGAUAGCGUCGCGCAAGUGAACAUUUUAACGAGCUCCAGAGCGAUUUGUCUCGCUUUACUCCGAUUCUCUUUCUCCCUCUCGUAGCUCGUUCAAGGAAUCUGGGACGUACGCGGUCGCUGAGCUGCGUAAACAUGAUGAAUGUGCGGGGAUAAAUUUCUACCACCGGAAUCAUGAGUUACCCAAUGUCGACGAAUCAAUCCAGGCCAAUGUCCCAGGGUAACUAUCAGGGCCCGGGCGACUUGCCUAUGGGGUCCGCCAAGGAACAGACCCUGAUGUGGCAGCAGAACUCCUACAUGAAUGACUCAGGCAUCCAUUCUGGUGCUGUCACUCAAGCACCAUCUCUGUCCGGCAAGGAAGAUGAGGAGAUGGAAGGGGAUCAACUCAUGUUUGAUCUGGACCAAGGAUUUGCACAGGGUUUUACACAGGAUCAAGUAGAUGAGAUGAGUCAGCAACUGAGUCACACCCGAUCACAGCGUGUGCGUGCUGCCAUGUUUCCUGAAACAUUGGAGGAAGGUGUGGAGAUACCUUCUACACAAUUUGAUCCCGCACAGCCCACCGCCGUACAGAGAUUGGCCGAGCCGAGCCAGAUGCUGAAACAUGCCGUCGUUAACUUGAUCAAUUAUCAAGACGAUGCUGAUCUCGCUACGCGCGCGAUUCCAGAAUUAAUCAAAUUAUUGAACGACGAGGAUCAGGUCGUCGUAUCUCAGGCAGCCAUGAUGGUGCAUCAAUUAUCCAAAAAGGAAGCCUCUCGCCAUGCCAUUAUGAACAGCUCACAAAUGGUAGCUGCCUUGGUGCGCGCGAUCUCAAAUAGCGACGAUCUAGAAUCGACAAAGGCUGCCGUUGGUACCUUGCACAAUUUAUCGCAUCACCGGCAAGGUUUGCUAGCGAUUUUCAAGAGCGGCGGCAUCCCGGCACUCGUUAAAUUGCUGAGUUCUCCGGUGGAAUCAGUUCUUUUUUAUGCAAUAACAACGUUGCAUAACUUAUUGCUUCACCAGGACGGCUCUAAAAUGGCCGUGCGGCUUGCUGGAGGUUUGCAAAAGAUGGUUGCCCUGCUUCAACGAAAUAACGUCAAGUUUCUGGCCAUUGUCACUGAUUGCUUACAGAUUCUAGCAUACGGCAAUCAGGAGAGCAAGUUAAUUAUACUUGCUUCUCAAGGCCCUAUUGAGCUCGUGCGCAUUAUGCGCUCUUACGAGUACGAAAAACUAUUAUGGACCACUUCGAGAGUAUUGAAGGUAUUAUCUGUUUGUCCAAGUAAUAAACCCGCAAUUGUUGAGGCUGGUGGAAUGCAGGCACUCGCCAUGCAUCUUGCAAAUCCGAGUCAACGAUUAGUGCAGAACUGUUUGUGGACGUUACGUAAUUUAUCAGAUGCUGGCACAAAAGUCGACGGACUCGAUAAUUUGCUGCAGAGUCUCGUAUUGGUACUCGGAUCAGCAGAUGUAAAUGUGGUUACAUGUGCCGCUGGGAUUUUGUCGAAUUUAACCUGUAAUAAUCAACGCAACAAGGUUGCAGUAUGUAAUUUUGGUGGUGUCGAAGCUCUCGUUCGUACGAUCAUCAAUGCUGGUGAUCGAGAGGAAAUAACCGAACCGGCGGUGUGCGCUUUACGUCACUUGACUUCGCGUCAUGGCGAAGCAGAAAUGGCACAGAAUUCGGUUCGAUUAAAUUACGGUAUUCAAGUAAUAGUUAAAUUACUACACCCACCGUCGCGCUGGCCAUUGGUGAAGGCGGUUAUUGGAUUAAUCCGCAACUUAGCUCUCUGUCCUUCUAAUCACAUCCCAUUGCGAGAUCAUGGCGCGAUACAUCAUCUCGUAAGAUUGUUGAUGCGUGCUUUCCAGGAUACUCAACGACAACGAUCAUCUGUCGCAAGUACUGGAAGUCAACAAACAUCAGGUGCAUAUGCAGAUGGUGUACGCAUGGAAGAAAUAGUAGAAGGCUCAGUAGGUGCUCUUCACAUCCUCGCAAGAGAGUCCCAUAAUAGGGCAAUAAUUCGAUCACAGAAUGUUAUUCCAAUUUUUGUACAACUACUAUUUAACGAAAUUGAAAACAUUCAGCGUGUGGCAGCUGGUGUGCUUUGUGAACUAGCAGCUGACAAAGAAGGAGCUGAAAUAAUAGAACAGGAGGGCGCUACCGCUCCUUUAACGGAACUGCUACACUCUCGAAAUGAAGGUGUUGCCACAUAUGCAGCAGCGGUGUUAUUCCGCAUGAGCGAGGAUAAGCCCCAAGAGUACAAAAAAAGACUGUCCAUGGAACUAACAAAUUCCUUAUUCCGUGAGGAUACAAACUUAUGGAACAACGCCGAUUUCAGCAUGGCCCCAGAUCUUCAGCUACCUAAUCUUCAGGACAUGCUUGGCCCUGAGCAAGGUUAUGAUGGUAUGUAUGGCCAAGGACCUCCUAGUGUACACAGCAGCCAUGGCGGUCGGGGUUAUCAACCACAAGGUUAUGACCAGAUACCAGUAGAUUCGAUGCAAGGGUUAGAGAUAGGUGGUGGAUCGACGUAUGGCGCAAUGGACACUAUGGAUGUGGCUCACGAUGGUGAUUUGAGUUUUGAUCACUUGGAAGAGCUUCCUGCACCGCCACAAGAUAACAACCAGGUCGCGGCCUGGUAUGACACUGAUCUCUGAAUCCGUGCCAUUAUCGAUCUCGAGACAGCAAAAGAACUUAAAAAGCAGGAGCAUUAUUUUAAAGUAUUAAACAUACUUUCAUAGUAGAGUUUUGAUCCGAGCGCUACAGUUGAAUGUCCGCAUUCUAGACUCGUCCGGACCAAACCAUUUAUCCCAUUUAUCUUCAACUUCCUUUUCUUAUUUUUCAUUUUUAUAUUAAUUUUUACUUUAUUUUAUAUAUGAUGACGUGUAUAAAUACACACAAAAUAAAAAUGUUCCUGCUAUCUCUCUCUUCAUCUUUCUCUUUCUUUCUGACUUUUUAGUAAUUUAAAUUUUUUAAAUUGAUUAUGACAAAAAAUGGCAUUAAUGCCGAACGUUGAUUGUUGUUGGGUGGAUGACGUGCCAAGUAACUAUCUAGUGCUUGGUGUCCCGGACGUUCGACUGUAUUUGAAUAGUGUACCUUAAGAUACACUAGAUGAUUAAGUUACAUUAGUACAUUAAGAUGUUAAAAAAAAGAGAAGAUAUACGAACGUAUCUUAAUAAUUAAAUGAAUGACACUCGCGAAAUCGAAGUUUUAUUGCAUUUACAAGAUCAUCUCAUCUUUGAAAUCAAGUAAUCAGACAUGAUAAAAGUGGAGCGAGCGUAUCCAAUCUUUCAUUAGUAAAGGUCGGAUAGAAAAAAAAAUGGAAAACAAUUGCCGUAUCUCUUAUUUACGUAAUUGUCUCUCCUCUUUUUUGCGGCAACUGUCUUCCAUCACCUUUUACGUGUUACGUGAUCUUCAAAUCCCGUAUUACGCUCGAUUUAUUUUUUUCUAUGUUUACGAAAAUAAUACUGAUUAGUGAUUAUCGUGUCCCGACCUUCUUUCGGUCCGCGAGAAGUCGCCUUCGAAUAUAAAAGAUCGGUUAAUCACGCUAUAGUUAACAUCUUCCUAUAGUUCACGUUCGUUUUAUCAAACGGAAAGUGCAACAUUCGCUAAUCCAUAUCGACCCAAGAAAAUGUAUCGCCUGUAUGUAAUCGCCUAAUAUGAUCAUUCACUCGAGCAUAUAAACAUUAUAUCGAUGUAUUAGAAUUAAGGAAGACACAUGUAAUUCGUACACACAUGUAUAUGUAUCUUUUAAUUGUCUAUACAAAUAAACCGAACAAUUAAGCGACCAAUA